Messenger RNA from Lytechinus pictus (painted urchin), 7705 nucleotides. RefSeq names its product mRNA (2'-O-methyladenosine-N(6)-)-methyltransferase-like. Gene Ontology annotation, molecular function: RNA polymerase II C-terminal domain binding; mRNA (2'-O-methyladenosine-N6-)-methyltransferase activity. Gene Ontology annotation, cellular component: nucleus. The record is from RefSeq and is a predicted model, not a curated record. Lineage: Eukaryota; Metazoa; Echinodermata; Echinoidea; Temnopleuroida; Toxopneustidae. The transcript is spliced from 16 exons. Bases 114 to 3272 code for a protein of 1052 amino acids.
AAGCUUGCCAAAAUGGCCGUUUCAGAGAGCGUCACACAUCAAAUCAACUUUGAAUAAAACCUCUGAUUUCUCAAUGACUUGUAGAAAAUUUCAUCUUUUUUGAGAUCAGCAUCAUGGACCUGUCAAAACAAGGGUCCAACAGGCACACCUUGCCACCUGUCAGUGUGAGGCAGCAGUCUAUUGGACACCAUUUUGCACCUCACCUGUCAUCCCCACAGCCUAAAACUCCUGUGCCCCAGAGUCCAGCUGUUGCUCCAGGCAAGGGCAACGGCCAGCAACAGGGUCCGUUUCAGCAGUUCCCCACGCACCAUGGGCAACACCAGUCAGCAGGACCUCCACCAUCGCAUCAGCAGCAACCACAUCAGUCAAACAUCUCUGGUGCCACAUCUCCUCCUUCUCAGAUGCCCCAUAGCCCCGAUCCUUCCCACGAUCUUCCCAUGGAACUACUUCAAAAGGGAUGGCGUCGAUUCUGGAGCAAACGCGAACAACGCUGGUACUUCUUCAACAAGUUUACCAACCAAUCCAUGUGGGAGAUGCCUCCCAUUGGAAGCCCAGCAGGAGCCAGUAAGCAUGAUCCUUUAGGGAUUCAGAUCACCGAGGGCAAGGCUCCACAUCCCACCCCUCUACCGGCUGGCUCCCCAGGACUCGCCCCUGUCAGAAGGAAGUCUUCUGUGGAUGGUCACCCUCUCAGUCCAACUAUGAGAAAGGAUAUGCUUAAAGGCCUGUUUUGGGAUUUUACUUUGGAAUCAAAUGCCACAAUGCAAGAGCGAUUUCCCUGUACCAUGCCUCCACCACACAAUGACAUGGAAUUGAUGAGAAAUGUGUUGGUCAGUAAGCUGAGACAACAGUAUCAGGAACUCUGCUCGACAAGAGAAGGUAUUAAUGCACCCAGUGAAUCGUUCAACCGCUGGUUACUUGAAAGGAUGGUUGUGGAUAAAGGCAAGGAUCCUAUGCUACCAAGCCAGUGUCCUGACCCAGUAUCACCUUCUAUGAUGAGAGAAAUCAUGAGUGACAUUCCAAUCAAGUUGUACAGGCCGAAUCUUCAUUCUACUGCCAGGAAACUUCUUUCCAAGUAUGCAGAGGCUGCAAAGAAAAUGAUACAGUCCAGGCCUGCUUCAUCAGAAAGCAGAAAGUUGGUGAAGUGGAACGCUGAGGAUAUCUUCACGUGGCUACGAAAGCAGCCAAACUGCACCAUUGACGAGUGCAUGAAACGGCUGACUUACCUGAAGGAGCAGUGUGGUCCCCAUCUUUGCGAGGUAGCAAGAAGUUCCAUUGAGAACAUCUGUGCCAAGGUAUACACCCUGUCCUGUGAUACAUGCGCUAAGCUCCAGAAGAAACACUGGGACAUCCUUAGGGAACACCAUAUUGAAGAGCCUCCGCCGUUCACACGACCACCAUCAGAUAGAAAAAUGCGUUGUUACAACAUACAGAUGGCGGUUCAGAGCCCUCGAUUGCCAGCUGUAGAUGUCCAUGAAGAAGGUUCUGUCACGUGUCUGAGAUAUAAGGGAGAGAUGAUGAAGAUCAAUACGCAACAUAUGAUGAAACUAGAUGCCUUGUACCAGUUCAACUGCCGAGAUGACCCCACCCGACACAAUUUCUUGCCAAGAGUUUGGUGCUUACUAAGGAGAUAUCAGACCCUGUUUGGUGUAGGAGAGAACGAAGGCCAUAAUCUUCAAGGAGCCCUUUCCUCAGGAGUCUUUAAAGCUAUCAAUGAACACUUUGGAGUCACCUUUGAAUGCUUUGCCUCGCCCCUCAAUUGUUACUUCAAGCAAUACUGUUCAGCUUUCGCCGAUACAGACAGCUUCUUUGGAUCAAGAGGGCCAAUCUUGGACUUCUUUCCCUUCAGUGGAUCAUUUGAAGCCAACCCACCAUUUGGAGAGGAACUCAUGGAAGCUACAAUCAUUCAUUUUGAGAAAUUGUUGGAGAGAACCACAGACCCACUGUCUUUCAUUGUCUUCACUCCUGAUUGGAGGGAUCCAAUAACUAAUGGACUCAAGAUGGCUGAAGCCAGCAGAUUUAAAAGGAGACAGGAGGUCAUCCCAGCCUAUGAGCAUGAAUACCGGAGUGGCAACCAACAUGUUGUCCCAGAGUCCAGUGUUAGCUGGCGUGCAGCACAUGGGACUAUGAUGAUCUUCCUGCAGAACGAUGAGGGUAAUCAACUGUGGCCUCCUACUGACGAAGGAAUCCAAGCGGUAAUGGAUGCAGCCAAACCCAAAUCGGCACCAUCUACCCCAAUUAGGAAACGUGCAUCAGAAGAUCAAGAGCUAUCCCCGCCAAGGAAGAAACUACCCAUGGAAAACGAGUUCAACGGUAACGGCAGUAAGGCUGAAUCAAGCUACAGUAAUGACAAUCAAAGUGGUUCGAUGUCAUCAUCAUCAUCAUCAUCAGAUGGAGAAUCAAGGAAAGACUCUAUGCCAGGUGCGUACGGUGCAGCGCCCUCGUACAGUCCUGCUAUGUCCGCAAGAGAUACGGCACAUGCUAAUGACAGAGAGCACAAAAGGAACUCCCCGCGUGGAGCAGCAGCUGAGCAUUCGUCUACAUCCCCUUUUGUUAACACCGUCGAGAAACAGGACGUCGAUAACACGAACAAGAGCUGGUUUCACAAUGUGAAGCCCGUUGAAACCAGCCAUGAUACAGGUCAAGAUCGAGUAAGCUAUGGUAGAAGUAAUAGCAAUGAGGGUUAUGGUGGGUCAGUAAUCAUGCACACAAGUCCAUUAAAGAAGGAUGGGGUAAGCCCCAUGAAACCUUCAUACAGCACUAGCUCACAAGAGUCUCCCAAAUCGGCUGUGAGCCCCGUCAAGAACAUGGACAACAGUAAAACCAGCAACCUUGGGGUCAUUAACUGGUUUGUAGAUACCAAAUCAAAGCCAGCCCCGAUGAAGACCCUGGCAGACUACACUACAGGCAACACAACUGGCAAUUGGACAGAGGCAAUAAGACCGCUGGAAACUAAACCAGUGUUGACAGGCCCUGUGAAGUUUGAGAGCAAGAGUGGGAACAAGUGGACACCGAUCAGCAAGCCCACCCUUGGUAGCCCCAAGAAGGUGGAUGAAGGGAUUGAUGUUUAUGAGUGGAAGGAUGAUGAUGAAGAUACCCAUCCAAUGAUGACCAGCCCUGUCAGGAAAGGGGCAAAGGCCAUUGGUAAGGGUGCUAUGAAACUCAAAGCAGUCAAGAGGUUGGACAGUACUCUCACCUCCAACCAGACAACCUCCCAGAAGUCUACUGUGGUUGGGGGACGAGUGCUUAGAUCAAGGAGAGGAGAAUCCAAGUAAAGGUUCAUGUAGGCAAGGAGUGCAGCUUCCAGAUAGAUAUGUUUGAAAAUGCUCAAGGUCUGUUUUAAACCAGUCUAUUUUUUAUAUAGCCUUUCAUUUCAGUAUUUGAAGUAAAAUGUCUCCCAUUGUUCUUGUUUCAUUGAGGUAAUACCUGGGAAUGUGUCUAACAACGGUUAUGAUUGACUUGAUGCCGCACUUGAAUUCCUAGUUGUGUGCAGUUAUUGACGCAGUGCCAAAUUGCUUCGAUCAUGCUCUGGAAUGUGUGCUAUAUAAUGCAUACUAGUUGAAGGAAUAUGCACUUCAUGAGUCCAGUCAAUCUUAACUAUUCGUGAAACACACCCUACUGUAGAAUGAUGUCUCCCUGUGGUUCAAUCAACUACAAAUUAGGAAUACUUCAUUUAGUUACCUAAUUGAUUAGCUUCAUUGAUAGUAUUUGCCAACUGCAUUCCCUGUAAAUAUGCCAGUAUUUAUGUUAGGGGUAAUAUGUACUACUCCUCUUUAAAUGAUACAAAGGUGCUUCGAAAUGUGAAGAACAAAUGUCUUUUGUUUUUAGUUUUGGGUUUAAGUUUUUAUGUUUUGUAGCUGUAUUCAAGAUUUGACAUUUUUCGUAUUUGUUUAGAUAAUAUACAGUAUGAUAUAAAUGUAAAUAGAUGAAUGCAAAUAAGCAACAUUGGUUAACUAAAUGUAUAUUUGUGUGAAUAAUAUACAAAAUUACUUUCAAGAGAUGAUUGUAAAAAGUGCAAAUACAACUGCAUGCCACUUUUGUAUUUUCUUGCCAAUAUUUAUAUUCUUUAUCUCUUCUGUGAAAUUUGAAGGUCUAUGUUGUAAACAUUGGAUUUGAAAUUGUUUAGGUGAAUUUUUAUUAUUGAUUUUAUUACAUUUUAUUCAUAUCUUAAUUUUCACAUUUAGGAUUGAUAGAGUUUUCCCACUUUUACAUUGAAUUCACGUGAUAGAGAAAUGGCAUUUGUUUUGUGAGCAUUAUUCAAUCAUGUCGAGUUACAAAAAUUUAAAUUGAGGUAGUGAUUGAAAUUUUUGAAAUACUUCUAAGGCAUUAUUCUUUGCCAAAAUGCAACAGUUAAUAAAAAUGCUGCUGGACAGCAAAGGUAAAGAGAGUAGUGUCUUAGAGUGGCUAUACCAUUUGGUUUUAUCCAAAAAGAGUUACUUUUCCUAAUCCUAAUUUCAUUUCGUUGUCAGUGAAAUUUAUUAGAAAUUGUUACUGCAUUAUGCUACAGUGACACCUUUGUGUAUUGGGCUUGGCUUUUGCCUAAAUGCAGAUGCAGGGAUAUGAAAUAAAUUAAAGUAAAUUGUGCUACAUGUCAUUGUGUUUCAAGGCCUACACAGGUUGCUUGAGCUCUAGAUUCAAUUUCUAUGGAAUUAUGGUAACUAAGUGCCAGUUAAGAUGGCUUCUUUGUGGAGCUUGAAUUGCAUUUUUUUUCUGCUGAUUUACCUUGUUUGAAUUCAUUCUCAUUUGUAUAUUGGCCUGUAUUGUUGUGCUUUUGCACGCACAAUACUCCCAGCUGCAAGUGACAUUGCAGUUGCCAUAAUCUACAGUGCAAUCCAGCUCGUACAUUGUGUGCUUUUAUAUGAGCUACUAAUGAGCUGGACAUGCAAUAUUGUGAUACCUUAAAUUACAUGCCUGUUGCAAAUUGCCGGAUAUAGUUUAGUAUUAAGAACGGAGCAGUAAGUAGCUCUGUACACAAAGGUGUGAACCUGAUAUUAGAGAUAUUAAUAAACAUUCCUAAGAAGGUAGUAAAUCUUUAAAUUUAGUUAUGAUGCAUCUCUUAUUGAAAAUAAAUUCAGUAUUUAGCAAACUUAUUUGAUAUUACAUGAAAGGCAGUUCAAGUGUUUGUUUUUUUCCACAACAUUAAUUUAUAUUUUAAUGUUCCCUCUUUCUUUUGAUAAUUACAUCCUCUUAAUAAUUUCAUAUGUUUUCCAGGUAUUGCUCCAAUGUAUAGUUCUGUAGGUAUCCUGAAAUUUGUUGUGUCGGUGCAGGAACACACUUCCCCAACCCUCACCAGUGCAGAAAUGCCCUUACGCAAUGCCCUAAUGAGCGCAACUUAGGGCGUGUCUGCGCGCGUGCAAAGCGCCUAAGUGUGGUGCUAAGGGCGUUCCUGCACUGACACGACAAUUUGUUGAUGCGUUGUGGGAAACGUCACACUUGAGAUCGGUAGAACAUUUUCCUCUAUUGGCAUUUCACAAACCUGGGUCAGGUAACACUAAGGUUAGCGAUUAAUCGCUAAAUGAAAUGGCCUAUCAAGAUCAUUGUUGUAUGCUCAUUUUGCUCAAUAGACUGACGAGGAACCAAUCAGAAUUGUUCUUUCAAAUUAGCGAUUGAUCGCUAACCUUUGUGUUAUGGAGACCUAGUGCGUGUUUCAUCAAGCUGUUCGCAUUGUAUCAGUGACUUAUGAACGACGUGACUUUAUUUUGCUAAGUGAUAUAUCCCUGUGUAAUUGGUUUAGGAAUAAGAACUUGUUCAGUCAUGCAUAACUUUACGAACAGCAUGAUGAAACACCCAUGGCUGUUUCAUAAUGCUGUUCGCAAGAUAUGAAUGACUCACGAACGACUGGUAACUGUUUGUGCUAAGUGAUCUAUCCUCAUGUAAUUGGUUUAGGAGUAAGAACUUGUUCCAGUCAUGCGUUAAUUUACGAACAGCAUGAUGAAACACCCAUGGCUGUUACAUAAUGCUGUUCGGGAGAUAUGAAUGACUUAACGCACGACUGGUGAUCCUUUUUUGUGCUAAAUGAUACAUCUGUAUGUAAAUGUCUUAACACUUAAGAUCAUGUACCAGUUGUGAAUAGCCUUAUGAAACACCCACCUGUAAUGGGCACUGCAAAGCACCAUCUUACUUUGUGCUAGACAAUAUCAACACAAGGCGAAGACAUCCUGCCUUUCAUUGUUAUUCUCAUUUUUGAAGCACCAAGAAAGAUGCCGCAUGGUGGUGCCACUCAGUGGACCUAUUUCAAAUUUGGUGAUAGGAAAUUGGAGAUGACAGAUUGAAGUGCUGUGAACAAUAGAUGGCGCUAUAAUGCAUGUUUUGGGGUAUUUAGUUUACAGACGUGCAACAAUCAGACAUGAUAAGCGUCACCAUCCAAAAGACGUCAGUCAGUUGAAGUCCUAGUGAAAUGUCCUGCUUUAGAAUGGAGAAAUUCUUUAAAUAACAUCAUUGAUACACAAUGCAAGAAAUCAGUCCUGCAAGCACUCCUAUCAUAAUUUACCAAACUUAGUUUCUGAUUGAUUAUCACCAAUACCAACGAAAUUUAGUCAGAAUCACCCCUCUUCUACAAAAUAAUGUAGGAGCGGUAAGCGAUCCAUGAUUCAAUUUUUUUUUAUUGUAAAAAAAAAAUCUUUAUCAUGUACAGUUUCUCUUCAUUUGUGUUCUUAAAUUGCAUUGACAUUUGUACAUUAUUUUGUAAAAAACAAAAUUAACCAUAUGCCUUGAUUUCUUUCUUGUUUGUAAAUAGCAUGUCAACUGUAAAUGAAUUUAUAUGAACUGCAAUGUACAGAGUAUAAGAUUUAGAUUUUAAGAAUUAGAUUAUGUGGAGAACUUUUUUUAAUUGUGUAGAUGAUAUGGUAAUGUGUAUGGUAUUAUGUGAUUCUGUUAUUCAUGAAAUCAAUGGAAUGUAUUUGUCUCUUGCUCUUUGUAUUUCUUUGUAUAUUUGGCCAACUGAAAUCAUUUUUUUCCUUCUUAUUUUUAAGUCUUAUUACUUUUUCAUCAGUAGCGGCAAUGUGGUACUUCAUGAACCGUGGUUUCUUAUCUCAUUUUGUACUUGGUCUUACAUUGUUAAGUUAUUGGUAAAGACAGCUUGCAUUGCACUGCUUGAUAAAGAUUAUACUUUGCACCUGCUGUUGACACUGCCAAAAAUAUUUGUCUCAUAGCCAUAUUUCACAUGGCAUUUCAUGAUUUGUCAUUAGCUCAUUAGAGAACAAGCUAUGUUCAUUCAUUUAGUCAUUAUCUCCCAAGUAGACACCUAUAUCAUAUGAAUCAAAACAUAUUGGAUCCCUUUUGCAACAUAAAUGUAAGAGGAAUUGAUGACUGUUUUAUUAAAUCAACUAUAUCAAAAUGCACAAAAUAUCAUUAAAGGUCAAGUCCACCCCAGAAAAAUGUUGAUUUCAAUCAAAAGAGAAAAAUCAAAUGAGCAUAACGCUGGAAAUUUUAUCAAAAUUGGAAGUAAAAUAAGAAAGUUACCAGAAUUUGAAGUUUUUCUUAUUUUUCACAAAACAAUUAUAUGCACAACUCAGUGACAUGUAAAUGAGAGAGUUGAUGAUGUCCCUCACUUUUUCUUUUGUUUUUAUUGUUUAAAUUAUACAAUAUUUUAAUUUUUACAAAUUUGACAAUAAAGACCAACUUGACUGAACCAUAACAAUGGUAAUACCACAUGUUUAGGGAGGAAUAAAACCUUUUCACUGUACAGCAGGGAGAAAAUUUGAAUAUU